Aphanomyces astaci is the source of this 1913-nucleotide messenger RNA. RefSeq lists its product as hypothetical. Bases 7 to 723 code for a protein of 238 amino acids. NCBI's taxonomy places the organism in Eukaryota, Oomycota, Saprolegniomycetes, Saprolegniales, Verrucalvaceae. The transcript is spliced from 2 exons. The record is from RefSeq and is a predicted model, not a curated record.
CUUCAAAUGACCGACGACGACAUCCAAUUGCCACCUACGUCGGCGGUGACGGACGAGAGCUCGACGUUCUUGGACUUGGGCGAUUUAGCCCCCGCCCUUCCGUCGCCAAGCCAAGCCGAGCUGGAUGAUGUCAUUGAAGGAAUUCCUUGCGAAGUCGUGGACCCGACAGUACUGGCGGCGAUUGCGCGCAACUUGGGCGCGGUGCCGGCGAAUCUCGUCCGAGUCGCCGCGUCGUACACGACCAGACAGAACCAAGUGGAGCCAGCCGUGCUCGUGCUGUAUCCGUUGAGAGACUGCACGAACGACUACAAGAAGCACCAUCGAGCGACCGCAGAGCCGUUCCCGACCAUGUACUGGCUCGCGAGUCCAGAACUGCACGAGCGCGUGUCGCUCUUGGAGGGCGCGGGGUUCGUCACGCGCUUCACCGACCGAUUGGCCGCCUCUCCUAAACAUCUCCAAGCCAUGACAGACAUGCAUGCCGCGUACGCGUCGGAGCGAUGGGCGCUGCUUACCCCCGCCGACAGACUUGUCGUGGAGAAGAAGCAGUGGGUUCGAGCAUUGCAGACGGUUGGCAUCGCUGGCAUCCGAAAUCCGGCGUCGGUCAAGUGUCUGCACACGCAUUACGCCCACUUCCUCGCGACUGGCCACAACCUCGUGGGUGCGUGGGUCCACCAAGCGUUGAACCAAGGAGAAUCUGCGACAGAGUCUGCUGGUGCAACGUGAAGACAACAUCACGUAAGCAGCAUGUGAAAGGUCGCGAGUGUAUCGUCGAUUGACCAUAGUACUAUUAUAUAUACGAACACCAAAGCAUCUUGUGUUGUGUUGUUGAUGUGGGUCGUCGACGACAUUACGACGACUUGGCUUCGACGUCGAUCGUGUAGUCGUAGUCGAUCGUGGGAAUCACAGACUGCAGGAACUUGAGAAAGAUGAACAUGUACUGGUCGCUGCGCACUUCCUUGCCGCCGCCCAUCAAGUUGGCCACGAUGCGCUUCAUCACGGCGCCGUGUUGACACGGAUGAAUCGACGCGUGCGGGAUGCCUUGCAAGUGCGGGUGCGGGUCGAUCGUCACGGUCUUGUUCGCGUAGUCCUGCGGCCCGUAGGUUCAUCAUGUCAUGGAGGACGAUGAUGGAACGAGUUGUACCUGCAUGAUGUCUUGCAGCAUGUCGUCGGGCUUGAGCGGCGCGCCACUCUCUUCGUACCCGAACAACCACACGCGGGGCGUGCGGUAGUACUUGUCGUAGCUGAUCGACAAAUCGUAUGUUCGUGUGUACACCAAGUUGCCGUCGGCAUCGAGUUCGGUCGGCUCGGGCUCGGACGUGGCGAUGUACGUCAACGUCGCCUCGUCGGUCUCUUCGACCAGAUUGUCGUCGUCGUCAAAUGCACUGAGGUCGGGCGGUGACGAUGAAGACGCGGUGGCAUGGCCAUACGUGGAGGUAGUUGCUGCUGCUGUCGCUUGGAAAUGCUCGUCGACUAGCGUACGGAGGAUGUUUGUUUGCGACGAGGACGUUGGCGAAGAGCCGCCACCGUCAAGGGAGAUGUGCUGCAUGCGCUCGGCCGUGUCGUCAACGGGCUUGUUCUGGUUGUGGGUCUCAAGCCAGUCAUUGUCACCCUCGACUGCCGUUUCCCCAAUGUAAUCUUGCUCCAACGACGUCACGCGGCGGCGACAGGGCACCCCCGUCGUGCGAAGAAACUGCUUGUUUGGAGGCAAGUACGAUCGGCGACUGCCCACGUCCCCUCCCUCCCAUCGCCACGUAGGGCACUUGUAGCAAAGCUGAUCCCCCGCGGCCACAAACUCUUCCGGUGUUAGCACGCCAUCCGUGACGAACCCAGACUCGGACAGCACCGGCGUCAGGUACUCGCGGACGUUCUGAAAGAUGUUCAUGGAUCCAAUAUGCUGCCCAAAAGAACGAAAG